Messenger RNA from Dalotia coriaria, 573 nucleotides. RefSeq lists its product as uncharacterized. Bases 114 to 530 code for a protein of 138 amino acids. Lineage: Eukaryota; Metazoa; Arthropoda; Insecta; Coleoptera; Staphylinidae. The record is from RefSeq and is a predicted model, not a curated record. The transcript has 2 exons.
AAACAUUUUUUUUUCAAGGAAUGUAUUGAUAUUGAUAUUUGAAACAGUAUAAAAGCAGUUGAAAAGCACACAUCACCAUCAGUUAAUUUUCAGCUCUAAUCGAAAAUUUCACUAUGAAUAAGUGGGUUGCAAUUUACUUCCUCUCAGCAGUGGCCAUGGCUGUCAACGGCCAGGAGCAAAACGCUUUCUUAGAUUGUGCAACUGGACAAUUUAAGAAUAUCUUUGAUAGCAUCACCUACAUUGAAGGCAGCAAGAAAUGCGUCGCAGGUAAUGAUGAUAUCAUCAACUUUAUUAACUCCAUUGAAGAGAAGAUUCAGAAGACCAAAGCCUUCUACGAUGAGGAAGCCGAUUCAGUUGAGAAAUAUGAUGCACUCCUGAAGGACCUCGAGGGUGUUAUGGAUGAAAACAAGAAAUUGGAAUCCAAGGUCUCCGAAAUGGGUGAUGAAGUUACAGCUUGUAUUGCUGCUGAAGUCCAAAAGGCCACCAAUCGCAUUACCAAUGCUUUGGCUUGCAGAGAAAAGAAGGAAUAAGUUUCAAUUUUGAUUCUGAGCUAAAUAAAGUAUGAGCAUUCAA